AAUUAAAUUAUAAUAUAAAACAAUUAAACAAUUAGAAUACAAAAUUUGAAUUUAAUUCAAAUAGACAAUAUGCAGAGAUUUAUUAGAUUGAAACGUGAAUUUGAAAAACUUAAUCAAGAUCCUAUAGAAGGUAUUUCAUGUUAUCCAAAAUCUGACAAUUUUGAAAACUUUGCGGCAACAAUUCUUGGACCAAAUGAAAGUCCAUAUAGUGGAUAUAUUUUUCAAUUGUCAAUUGAUAUCUCUGAACAAUAUCCAUUUGAACCUCCAAGAAUUACUUUUCAGACACCUAUUUAUCAUCCAAAUAUUGAUAAUAAAGGCCGUAUUUGUAUGGAUCUUUUAAACAUGCCACCUAAAGGUAAUUGGAAACCAACUAUUGGAUUAAAAAAUCUUUUAGAUGCUAUACAAUGUUUGUUAAGAAAUCCAAAUCCUGAUGAUCCUUUAAUGGCAGAUAUUGCACAAGAAUAUAAAUUUAAUAGACAAGAAUUUGAAAGAAAGGCAAAACAAUUUAUGAAUAAAACAAAAAAUUAA
Molecule: messenger RNA, 528 nt
Organism: Apis laboriosa (Himalayan honeybee)
Lineage: Eukaryota; Metazoa; Arthropoda; Insecta; Hymenoptera; Apidae
Product: ubiquitin-conjugating enzyme E2 T-like
Exons: 2
Coding region: 70-528 (152 amino acids)
Source: RefSeq, a predicted model, not a curated record